This is a messenger RNA of Lichtheimia ornata, 1638 nucleotides long. RefSeq lists its product as uncharacterized. The transcript is spliced from 11 exons. Gene Ontology annotation, cellular component: epsilon DNA polymerase complex. Gene Ontology annotation, molecular function: DNA binding. The coding region runs from base 1 to 1638 and encodes 545 amino acids. The record is from RefSeq and is a predicted model, not a curated record. Gene Ontology annotation, biological process: error-prone translesion synthesis; DNA-templated DNA replication. NCBI's taxonomy places the organism in Eukaryota, Fungi, Mucoromycota, Mucoromycetes, Mucorales, Lichtheimiaceae.
AUGAAAUCUGCAGCUAGUCAACGACGCAAGACCAGUCGCAGUAUCUACAAGUUCUUUACAAAGCUCAAUGGUCUUCACCUGCAAAGCGAUGCUGCAAGUUUUCUCGAAAAGCACUUUGAAGAUCAGCCCGACAUUGACGAAGCAUUGUCCCAGUUAGCUAAAGCCUACAAAAAACAGUUCACAGACGAGAACAUGUUCGUGAAGAAAAAUGACUUGGAGAGUUUGAUAACUUCUUUAAACAAUGUUACACCAUCUCGCAUUGAAAAUGAUAUCAACAGCGGCAUUCAGGAUAUGACAAUCGAUGACGGGCCGAUCGACAUUACACAACAUUUCCACGUAGUCAACGCCUUUGACAUGCCGAGAAUGUAUUAUGACAUUCGUCGCAAAGGAUUUGUCAAAUAUGCGACAACGCCUUCCUUGAUGUCUACACCCAAAGAGAAAAGUGAACUUUACAGGGAUCGACUCCAGCUUGUGAAACAACGAGUGUUGCGCGAUGAGCACUUUGAUCAGUCAUCAUCAUCACAGACGAUAGAUCCAGAUUCGAGUUCAUAUCUCAAGAUUACACCUAUAAAGGCACUGAUUGGACGCGAUCGUGAACACUUUUUACUGUUUGGCAUGUUGACCCAGUUGGAAGAUGGCAAAGUUUUCUUGGAGGAUGAAGAUGCCAACGUGCAACUCGAUUUAUCACAAUGUGCAUAUACAUCAGGUUUUUUUACCGAUCACACCUUUGUGCUAGUCGAAGGCUUGUACGGCGACGACCACGUUUUUCAUGUAUAUGAAAUGGGCUUUCCACCUGCUGAACCACGUACCACAUCUGAGAAUUUCACGCAUGUCGAUUUCCUUGAUUUACAAAAGCCGACUAUUGACAAGCACCGACUAAAAGCCGAGGAGGAAUCAAAUGAAGAUGUUUUCUUUGCUAUCAUAUCAGAUGUUCACCUAGAUGAGCCUAUGGUUAUUCCAUCACUUCGCCGUGUCUUUGAACGUUAUUCAAGCACACGAAUUCCUUUGGCCUUCAUACUGAUAGGAAACUUUAGUCGACAAGCCUUUAGUUAUACGGGACAAAAUACUGGACCAUAUAAAGAUAGCUUUACAGUGCUGGCAGACCUGAUAUUUGAAUUUCAAGAAAUAGCCAGCAAUUCGUAUUUCAUUUUCGUGCCUGGCUGUCGAGAUCCAUGGGGAGGCCUUAGUUUGCCCCAGCCUGCUUUACCUGAAUUUCUUACAAGUCGUGUACAACAUAAAGUGCGGCGAGCUAUAUUUACUUCCAACCCAUGUCGUAUUCGGUACUGUACCCAGGACAUUGUGGUGUACAGGGAGGAUCUCUUCAACGCACUCUCAAGAAACGCUCUUUUAGCGCCAAGGUUGGAAGAAGACGAAGAACCUUCAAAACAUUUGAUACGCACAAUCAUCGACCAAGGCCAUCUCUCACCAUUACCCCUCACGAAAAGGCCUAUCUAUUGGGCUUACGAUCAUAGUAUGCGACUAUAUCCCUUACCACACGCUCUGAUCCUGGCAGACGAAUGUGAAACCUUUGGUGUUACGUAUCAAGGCACACACUGUCUCAAUCCGGGAAGUUUUCCUAAUUCAUCCUUCUCAUGGAGAGAAUAUUUUCCAGCAAAACAAACGUCAGAAAAAUGGUAA